UAUAUUUACUAGAUGUGAUGUCAAACCUAAAAGAAAAUUUUCGGCUUCCAUAAAUCAAAGUCAGCCUCCUUGAUUUUACUACAUAUAUAUAUGUUCAUCAUAACACUGUAACACAUACAUGUAUAAACAAUUGCAUAUGCAUCAAACUCUAUACAUAAGGAUAUCAUAAAGAAUGUCAGCACUUUUAUCUUCUAUUCGCAAUUCACUCAAUGUCACAUUGCAGUUUCACAAAGGUUAUAUUGUUUUAUUAGCCACAAAGAUACCCAUUUUUGUGUUUUCUAAGGUUUAAAUCAAUGAUUUUUGUGUGAAAUGAUUUACAUGUAUUUUAAUUGCAUGAGAUAUAUUGUUAAAACUUAAAUCCUAGUGGCUAAUGCCUGAGAUUGCUUUCUCAAAUCAGAUAUGCUUUUAUAUAUUAUUAUGAUUUGUUUGUGCUAACCUUCCUUUUCUCCCUUUGCAAUAGAUACCAUAUAUUCAUACAUGUUCGUGAUAUUGUGUUAUCGUACUUGAAUUUCAUAAGAUUUUAAUUUAUUUGGUGGAGAUCUACAUAAUCUACAGUAUUUUAUAUUUCUUUGUUGUCAAAUAUGGUAAUCGACAGAUACUUUUUGAAAAAAAUAUCAAGGAUCAAACUGUUUAAGAGUUUAAUCCAAUAAUCCAUUACAGAAGAAAAGAUCAAGUGAAAAUCCUCUUUUUAGAUACAAAGAUUAGUAGCUACUAGAAGGAGACACUGAAAGAGAUUAGCAGUUUUCUAGGGUUUUUAGAACUGAGUACUUUAACGUCUUUGUAACACGGUUUAGAGUGGUACUUUAUUGGCAAUAAUACUUAAUGAGAAAGUUAUAUAUUGUUUUUGCCAAAAUUUUGUAAGAAAAUAUAUAUAGAAAAGGAUCUUGAGAAUCAAAGUAACGAAAAGAUAAAGAGAUACACUUAUUAAUUAGUUUGAUUUUUCUUGUUUUUGUUUUGUGGAUCUUCAAAUCUACAGAAGUGAUGGUGAAAGUUACAAAGUUUGUUUCUUCUCGUCCAUUAGUCAGCCUCAUCCUCCUGGUUGUUUUCGGAACCAUACCCAUCAUGAUAUGGUGCAUAGCAACGAAGAACAUAAGAAACAACGUCGAUUCACUCACUGAAGAUAUUCGGUCAGGUCUAGUUUCUGAAAUCGAAAACAUCGGAAGAUUCAUUUAUCCAAAGACGAACUCAUCUACAAUCAGUUUAGCAGGAGUGAUAGACUCUUUUAUCACCAACAACAACAAUGUACAUUUCACGGAGAUUCAAACACAGAUCGCACCAGUGUUGUUUCAUGCUUACUCAACGAUCCCUGAAGUCUCACAAGUGUCGUACAUUAGUACAGACGGUCUCUUGUUUUCUUACAUCACGGGAAUAAACACAAGCUUCGCGGUUUUUGCCAAUUCAACUGGUGGAGACUACACUUGGUACACUCAAACCAUUGAUCAGAAAACCGGUCUUCUCAACGGCGAUGCAACGAGAUCUCAGCCGUUAGAUGUGACUAAUACAGAUUGGUUCCAUGCAGCACAGAGAGAUCACAUUACCUCCUUUGUGGGAACUGGUCUGGGAGGAGAAGAUAACGAGAGACUGUUUCAGACAGUGGUUAGCUUGGACAGCAAGAAAGGAGUUGUUUCGUUAGGGUUUCCAGUUAAAUCUUUUACCAGUGACUUGAACCGUUUGAAUCUUCGCGGCGGAGAGCUUUACAUGUGGACUAAGGACGGAACAGUACUUGUUUAUGAAAGUUCACUCAAUGCUUCUUCCUUCAUCCCCAGAGAUUGCAGUUCCGGUUGGGUGAAGGAGACCAAAGGAUCGAAAUUCGAAGCUUACUGCUCAGUUCUUGAAGUGUCUGGGGUGCCUCUGAGUUACACGCUCAUGUCUCCCAACAAAGGAAUAGGAACAAGCAUCAGUAAUGCGGCUAUGUAUAUGCUUAUUUUCAUGGCUAUUUAUGCCUUCUUCUGGCCUCUAGGGUUUGUUGUGUGCAUGGUGAGAGCAGCAAGAAGAGAGAUGGAUCUACGUUCAUCGCUGAUAAACCAAAUGGAAGCAACACAACAAGCUGAGAGGAAGAGCAUGAACAAGAGUCAAGCCUUUGCACAAGCUAGCCAUGACAUUAGAGGUUCCCUUGCAGGGAUCACCGGUCUGAUUGAUCUCUGCCGUCAAGAAGUUAAACCUGGCUCUGAAGUUGAUGCUAGUCUUCAGCAAAUGAAUGUAUGCACCAAGGAUCUCGUUGGUCUGCUUAACUCAGUCUUGGACAUGAGCAAAAUCGAAAGCGGGAAGAUGCUUCUAGAGGAAGAAGAGUUCAACCUAGCAAAGCUUCUCGAAGACGUGGUAGACUUCUUCCACCCUAUGGCCAUGAAGAAAAAGGUUGACGUGGUUUUGGAUCUUCACGACGGCUCAAUCUUGAAAUCCUCCAACGUGAGAGGAGACAGCGGCAAGCUCAAGCAAAUCCUGAACAAUCUCGUGAGCAAUGCGGUCAAGUUCACAGUGGACGGGCACAUUUCGAUCCGGGCCUGGGCCCAGAAGCCAGGGCCCAAGAGCUCCGUUGUCUUGGCAUCAGAACCCAAAGGAAGCGUAUCAAUGUUUUCAAAGCUCAUGCUGUGCAUGAGCAAAGACCAGUCUUCAUCAUCAGCCUAUGAGAAUGAGAUAUCAAACUCCAUAAGAAACAAUGCGAACACGAUGGAGUUUGUGUUUGAAGUGGACGAUACGGGCAAAGGGAUACCUGUGGAGAUGCGUAAGUCAGUGUUUGAGAACUACGUUCAGGUGAGAGAAACAGCUCGAGGACAGCAAGGCACUGGACUAGGUUUAGGGAUUGUGCAGUCUCUGGUGAGGUUAAUGGGAGGAGAGAUAAGAAUCACUGAGAAGGCGAUGGGAGAGAAGGGAACUUGUUUCCAGUUUAAUGUUUUGUUGAUGACAGCCUCAGAGACCGACGUGAACGCGAGAGAGGAGGACAUUGAAUCAGUAGCAGGAGGAGAUUACGUGAUAUCCACGCCAAACCUCGGCUUGACGAUAAACACUUCUUCGGGAGGUAGUAUGAACAUACGUCACCACCUGAGUCCUAGGUUCAACAACUGUCUCAGCUCCAGUCCAAAGCAAGAAGCUUCACGAGUGGUUCUCCUUUUAAAAGACGAAGAACGGAGAAGAGUCACAGAGAAGAGCAUAAAGAUACUUGGGAUCAAAGUCACUGUGGUUGAAAAAUGGGAGAAUCUGAGUAACGCCUUGGAGAGACUCUUUGGGUUUUCGCCACAGAGCUCCAUGGAGUCUAGUUUGAGAAACGAGUUAUCAAGCACGAGCUCGAGGGAGUUGCCUUUGAUCGGAACGGAUGGUGUUGAUUCAAGAAGUCAGAUUCCUCGAAGGAGAAGCGCCAGCUUCUCAGCGUUCGUUCUUCUGAUGAUUGAUGCAAACGCUGGACCGUUUCCUGAGAUGAGUGAUAUUGUUGAGCAGUUUCGUAGAGGCUUGCACCAUGGCAUAGUCUGUAAAGUUGUUUGGCUUAACGAGCCUACCGGCCGUGGAAGUGAGAGAGGGGACGUUUGUUGUCUGAAGCCUUUGCACGGAUCUCGUCUUAACCGAGUGCUGAAGAUGUUGCCUGAGCUUGGAGGAAUCGUUCCAAGAGAGUCGCUGCUGAGACAUACUCUUGUUGCGACAUCACCAAAGGGUACUACGAGUUGUGAGAUCCAAGAGGUAGAAGAAGAAGAAGAACAGAGCUUAAGGUUUAACAAAAAAAUAGGCAAGACAAUAAUGGGACCAACAGCUUCAGAGAGGGAGACUUGGGCCAAGUCAGUACGUACUGUUCCAAAGCCUGUUGGGAACUCGGAGGACGAGCGAGUAACAUCCAAUGCGAGCUGUGAUGAACUCUUGAAAGGAAAAAGAGUUAUGGUUGUUGAUGACAAUCGAAUAACAUCUUCUGUUGCAACAAGAAAGCUGAAGAAGAUGGGAGUGUCAGAGGUCAGACAAUGCGACAAUGGGAAGGAAGCUGUGAGAUUAGUUAGUGAAUGGCUUACACAAAGAGAUCAGCAAGAGCAAGGUUCUGUAGAUGUACUUCCCUUUGACUACAUAUUCAUGGACUGCCAGAUGCCAGUGAUGGAUGGAUAUGAAACAACCAGAGAGAUUAGGAAAGUGGAGAGAAACUAUGGUGUGCAUAUACCAAUUAUAGCUGUAUCUGGUCAUAGUCCUGGCUCAACGGAAGCAAAAGAUGCCAUAAAAGCUGGAAUGGACGCCUUCUUAGAGAAAGACAUGAAUCAGGACCAACUUGGGAAGAUCAUCAGAGAAAUCGAAAGCAAGAGGACUGUCCAUGCAACAACUGUUCAGUAGAUUUUAUAACUAGAUAGGCUGACAUGUUGUGUUACUUCUAAUACCAUUUUUUUUUUUGGUUU
This is a messenger RNA of Brassica napus (rape), 4361 nucleotides long. Its product is annotated as histidine kinase CKI1-like. Gene Ontology annotation, molecular function: phosphorelay sensor kinase activity. The record is from RefSeq and is a predicted model, not a curated record. NCBI's taxonomy places the organism in Eukaryota, Viridiplantae, Streptophyta, Magnoliopsida, Brassicales, Brassicaceae. Gene Ontology annotation, cellular component: nucleus. Bases 982 to 4299 code for a protein of 1105 amino acids. Gene Ontology annotation, biological process: phosphorelay signal transduction system; phosphorylation. The transcript is spliced from 6 exons.